AUGCAUGCAAAAACAGGAAGACUGAAGGCUGACAAACACGGAGGAGCGGCUCCAUGUGAGGAGAAGAACAACGUGAGACAUCCGGACGGCAUAUGGUGAGCUCUUACUCAUCCUCCGCUGGUUCAGUUCGGACCUGCAGUCUGCGAGGCAAAAAAAACGGUGGCGUCGGGUCGCCUCGUUUGCUCGAAAGUCCAGCGGCCGUUUUUUCUGACGUUUUGUCUUUUUUGACGCUCCGCAAAGCACCGAAGCAACAAACGAAAGAUUUUUUCUUCCGUUUGCGACAAAUGCCCUAA
This is a messenger RNA of Caenorhabditis auriculariae, 293 nucleotides long. The record is from the annotation of a GenBank genome assembly. Lineage: Eukaryota; Metazoa; Nematoda; Chromadorea; Rhabditida; Rhabditidae.